Messenger RNA from Pisolithus orientalis, 2003 nucleotides. RefSeq lists its product as uncharacterized. The record is from RefSeq and is a predicted model, not a curated record. The transcript has 7 exons. The coding region runs from base 328 to 1845 and encodes 505 amino acids. Lineage: Eukaryota; Fungi; Basidiomycota; Agaricomycetes; Boletales; Pisolithaceae.
ACCACUGACGAGGUUUCUACACAGUCACGUCUCCAUCCACACCGCCAGCUGCGUGUCGGCCAACUUUAGGCGGCAAAAACCACCCUUCCCAACAUUGGUCAGGUCAGGCACCAUGCCCAUUUGGUUCCUUUGUCAGAACCGUCAUCGCCAUUGAAUUCCAUCCAGGGCAAGCUACUUUGAAACUACAUCGGGUCGUCUGCGUAGUGUUUCCCUCUUCGAUACCGUUGCUUCACCACACUCGGAGGUGGAGAGUAUCACACUCCUCUACGGCAUUUUUUCUCUGAUCUUCCUCUCACUUAUUUUUUUCUCCCCGCAACCCAAACCUUAAUGGCCUCAUCAAUAAUAUCCGGAUCCUCCGCCGUUACCACACCCUCGACGGUACCCUCAACUUCCGCCGUCACACCCUCUACACAGCAGUCUGCGUCGCAGCUUUCUGCAACUACAAACGUGGCUAGUACCUCAAGCUCUGCAACGGCCAGUCCGUCAUCUCCUUCCACCUUCUCCGUCAGCACGUCCGCGCAAUCCACGAUGUCAUCUACCUCUAAUGUCGUCACGACGACUUCCAAUCCAGUCACUUCUCAGCCUGUUACCACCUCAACAAUACCUCCUACGUCAUCGAGUUCUUCAACCGAGCAGACGUCCGUUCUUACGACAUCCUCAACAAAUUCUCCCAGUACCACGUCUACCACACCUGUAUCACCUUCCACCAGUACAUCCUCCUCUCCAAGUAGUUUGUCAAGUACUUCCUCAAGCACAUCCCCAAGCACUUCGUCAUCCCCUUCACCAAGCACGCCAGCGGAGACGCAAGAAACUAGUAGUUCACCUCCAGCAGCAACGAGUAAUCCGGUAGCUACUGUGACAGGACAUACCACGAUAUUUGUCACGACUACCAAUGUCGAGGGUCAGACGAUAACCAGUGUUCCGGCAAUAGUGACCCAAUUGUUCACAUCGACCAACGGGGCUGGUUCUGUCACGACAGUGACUCAAGCUGUGGUGAACCCGACGCUUGCUUCGAACAAUAGCACGAACGAAGCCUCUUCUUUCUUUUCAAAUACAGGCGCCGUAGCGGGUGUUUUUGUUGUCGUUGGCUUAGCCGCGGCCUCCAUAAUACUCUGGAUUCUUUUUGCACUCCGCCGACGGUAUCGCAUGCGCCAGAUUGAACACGAUAGCGCAAUUCAGGCUGCUGUCGCCGCUGCGGGUUUCAAUCGAGUUCCACUAGAUGAUGAUGACGAUGGGCAUGGUAGAACGCCCUAUUCGCAUUCGCAAUUCUCCACGGAAAUGGGCCAACGCGGGAGUUACACAUUCGGUUCUUUGCCAAGUGGACCGCCAGUGCUUGACGACGGUCAAGGAGGUUUUAACCCCUAUGCGGACUAUCCUUCCUCUCGACAGGGACCUAGGCACGCUGGCGGUUACAUACCCACACGCACUGCAAGUCCUCCUCCUGGUGCCGAACGACCCGCACUCUCCGCUAUGGGCACGGACGAAUUUGGCUCUAAUCGUGACCGCAAAAGUUCUUAUGGUCAUACGCCAACAUAUAGUGCUGGUAGUUUCGAACCCUUACUGUCUGGCUAUGGACAGGCCUCUGAGUCGGCUCCGAAUGCCCCCCCUACUCCCCCACCACGGAAUCCACAACGACUCGUCGACGCGUCCAGCGCACCCAAUCGAGGUUCUCGCGUCCUUGACGAUGAGUCUUCGAAUAGAAGCACGGAUGACCGGCUUGAUCCGGAUAUACGCAAGCGAACAAGAUCGAAUAGUCUGGGGACUGCUAACCUCAGGGAUGACGAGGAUUAUAGUCGUCCCGUUCUAACAGUACGUGGUGUCUUCUUCAUGCAGUUUAUGUAUUGAACAUCCAGCAGGUCCGCAAUAUGCCUGAUACACUCAGUGAACACUCGAUAUGAUUUUGCCCUCGUAUUUAUGCAAUCACCCAUAUACUCUCACUCAAAACACACUCCCAUCUGCAUCACGAUGACAAAUGCAGGAGGCCAGAUGGACAUUCUUUUGAA